This is a messenger RNA of Mesorhabditis spiculigera, 375 nucleotides long. Lineage: Eukaryota; Metazoa; Nematoda; Chromadorea; Rhabditida; Rhabditidae. The record is from the annotation of a GenBank genome assembly.
AUGUACUACGCGGGGCAGUGGCUAUCUGUGAUCACCUCCCCCGGCUACCCGUUCGAGUUCUCCAACCAGCUCAACUGCCAGUACCAAAUCAGCGCCUUCAACAACUAUGCUAACGUUGAAAUCAGCGUCAUUAGGGCAUUGAACGACUUCAACCUGAACGUCUUCGACGGCUUCGACCGCACCAAGCCGCUGUGGCAAGAGGGCAACUUCAACCCGAGGACCUACACCUUGACGCUGAGCGCGAGCUCGCCACAGAUUAUGGUCACCUGGUACAACAGCGGAGACAACAACAUUCAGCCUUUCACUAUUCACUACUCCGGAACCUCAACCCCUCUCUACGUCAACCCGACUCCAAUGGCCGCCGUCAAGAAGCAG